AAAUGAGAGGUUUUAGCAGGCAACAGGAAAACCGCUAUGAGAACACAUUCCAGUCAGAGCAGAGUCUGUGCGGGACAAUAAGGGGUGGGACACAACUGUACACUAUUUAAAAAAAAAAAAAAAAUCGGUUAUCUCGACUUUAGAUCAGGAACACGGAGGACAACAAGAGAAGUUUCUUACUCCCCGGGACUUGGAGGAGGAGGGGAGCCGACACUCGUCCCUUGACCCACGACGAUGCUCCGUGUCGCGGGUUUAUCAGCGCCGAUUUGCCGGAGAUGAGAUGAGAUAGGAGGCGGACAGCUCGUCCCCGCUGCCCCCGGACCCAGCUGCCCGGUUCCUCUUCACUUCCUCCACACUUUCAUUGUCACUGCUCGCAUUGUGUUGAACCAGGAAGCUCCGAGUUAGUGGAGAAACGAGAGGAAAAGAAGCGGACGACGCUUUUUUUUUUUAUUGUAAUUUCGGCGGGUUGGUCGUCACCGAGGCUGAAGAAAGGAUGUGAGCUCUGUGCGGAUGAAACAUCUGCAGCUGGUUAGAACAUUCUGGGAAACUCUACGGAAAUGGAUCCAGUGGUGUUUUAAACUGGUUUCAUUAGGAAGGAGGGACACUGUGAUAUGGAAGAUCUGCGGAGUUUGCAUGCGUUGAGUUAAAGGCGAGCAGAAAACAGAGAUGGGAAGCUCUGCUCUACUCACAGUGGUGUUAGUUGGAGCGUUUCUGUGGAUCUCUACCACGCAUGCAGGCACCGUUGACGACAGGAAGCUGCUGUGUACGUGCGAGAACGAAAAAGGCACAUGCGUGAACGAAACCUGCAGAGGAGACCUCUGUUUCUACACCUGGGUGCGGGGCUACGAGGAGAGAGGCUGUUUCUCCGCAGUGAACUACAGGGAGCAGUGCUUCAGCUCCUUCCAGGGGUUCUAUGUCUUCUGCUGCAAAGAUAACCACUGCAACGCCUUUACCACACCACCUCCAAAUAUUAAUGGAGAAACAACAACAACAACGCCCCCGGAAUUCGCUCGCCCAGAGCUGUGGAUCACUGUGUCCGUGCUGCUGUUAAUCGUGGCUGCCGGCGUGUGCGGCCUGGUGCUGUUCCUGCGCUUCCAGCAUGCUCGCUGCAGACUGAGAAAUGCUAAAGACCAGGACGUCACCAUGCUCAAGGUCCCUAAUGGAGACGACCCCACAUAUGGCGAUAUAUUUGAUGAGUUCUGUACAUCAGGCAGUGGGACGGGGCUGCCUUAUCUGGUCCAAAGGACCAUGGCCAGACAAAUCUCACUUGCCGAGUGUGUCGGUAAAGGCAGGUAUGGGGAGGUGUGGAGGGGAACCUGGAUGGGGGAGAGUGUGGCUGUAAAGAUCUUCUCCUCCAGAGACGAGCAGUCCUGGUUCAGAGAGACAGAGAUUUACAACACUGUGCAGCUGCGACACGACAACAUCCUGGGUUUCAUAGCCUCUGACAUGACAUCCAAAAAUUCCAGCACCCAGCUGUGGCUCGUCACUCACUUUCAUGAGCUGGGUUCACUCUACGACUUCCUGCAGUACAGCAGCUUGGAGCCAGAGAGCUGCCUGAGGAUGUGCCUGUCUGUGGCCUGUGGCCUGGUCCACCUCCACACGGAGAUCGUCAGCUCCCAGGAAAAGCCAGCUAUCGCCCACCGAGACCUGAAGAGCAGAAACAUCCUGGUGAAGCGGAACGGCCAGUGCUGCAUUGCUGAUCUCGGUUUGGCUGUGAUACACUCUCAGUCCCAUGACUACCUCGAUGUGGGCAACAACCCUCGUGUUGGGACCAAGCGCUACAUGGCCCCUGAGGUGCUGGACGAGACUAUUCGAAUGGACGUCUUUGAAUCUUACAAGCAAACUGACAUCUGGGCCCUGGGCCUGGUCUUCUGGGAAAUUUCCCGCCGGACCAAUGUCAAUGGAAUCGUCGAAGAGUAUCGUCCUCCCUUCUAUGACCUGGUGCCUACAGAUCCCAGCUUUGAGGAGAUGAAGAAGGUGGUGUGUGUGGACCAGCAGAGGCCCAGUCUGCACAACAGGCUCCAUUCCGACCCAAUUCUCACAGCCAUUGUGAAGAUCAUGAAGGAGUGUUGGUACCAGAGCCCUCCAGCUCGCCUCACAGCGCUGCGCGUGAGGAAGACGCUCUCCAAACUGGACCAUGACAGUGACUUCAGCAUAAAAAAACUCAAGCAGGACAUCUAGACGAGAGAACCGGAAAGAAGGAGGGACAAAGGAUUUGAAAUGCCAGAAGGGAUUUUGCAUCACAUUCGGAGCAGCACGGGGUGCAUAUCAUUAACAUAUUUUGAGCUAAUGACUCACACAGUCGGUGAACUACAUUAAAGCCACAUGACUUUGAGCAGUAGCGUCUAGACUGUCUCACACCGGAGGCUAUGUUCUUUUUGCGUAGCCUAAUUUUCUACUGCCAGAUUUCUGGUGCUUCAAACCAAGAGGGCCCUUUAAGGGGGAAGACCAAAUACAUUUUCAUUGUUUUUUUUCUUUUUCUUAUGUUCAGCUUAUAAAUAUCAGGAUCAGAAACUUCCAUAGCAUAAUAAUUGUACCCAAAGAAUUUUUGUUAUACUUACAGGAAUUCUCACUAUUGUCGAAAUUCCCCAUCGUUAUGACAGAAUGGAAAAUCUUCGUUAGCACAAUUACUCAUUCUCUUAUAAAGAGGAGUAGCACUGGUUUACCCUAAAAAAAUGUUCCCAUCAUGACCAAAGCCAAAGAAAACCACAGGAUGAAGCCAUCAGCUAACAAUGCUAAUACCAAACACAUGACCUGUUCUGUGAGUAUAUUUAACUUAAUAUAAAAUAAGCAUUUGUUAUCUGCACAUAGACACAUCGAGCUAUAUAGUUGUACAUAUUAGCAGCAUUGAAACUGUUGCCUUGUAUCUCAUAUGGGUUUAUUGUAAAUAUAAUUCUAAAGGGAUAUUAUUGUCAUCCAAUACUCAACAAUGAAACACAUUUUAUAUUCUUUUGUACAACACCGUUUUUCAAAUUAUUUUUUUACAUUCCUGUAGCUUUACAUGUACCAUCACUUUCACUAUGGUAAAGGAAUUCACAUGUAAUACUGUAUAUGUUAAAUAAAGGAUUGUAUUUUUAAA
This is a messenger RNA of Hippoglossus stenolepis (Pacific halibut), 3079 nucleotides long. It is a transcript of the gene acvrl1, whose product is annotated as activin A receptor like type 1. Gene Ontology annotation, biological process: BMP signaling pathway; transforming growth factor beta receptor signaling pathway; cellular response to growth factor stimulus. Lineage: Eukaryota; Metazoa; Chordata; Actinopteri; Pleuronectiformes; Pleuronectidae. Gene Ontology annotation, molecular function: SMAD binding; transforming growth factor beta receptor activity, type I; ATP binding. The transcript has 10 exons. The record is from RefSeq and is a predicted model, not a curated record. Gene Ontology annotation, cellular component: plasma membrane; BMP receptor complex. Bases 667 to 2181 code for a protein of 504 amino acids.